This is a messenger RNA of Xiphias gladius (swordfish), 1621 nucleotides long. RefSeq names its product centrosomal protein 41 (gene cep41). The coding region runs from base 197 to 1291 and encodes 364 amino acids. Gene Ontology annotation, cellular component: ciliary basal body. NCBI's taxonomy places the organism in Eukaryota, Metazoa, Chordata, Actinopteri, Istiophoriformes, Xiphiidae. The record is from RefSeq and is a predicted model, not a curated record. The transcript has 11 exons. Gene Ontology annotation, biological process: protein polyglutamylation; cilium assembly.
UUAGUUAAAUGACAGCUUUAGUUUUUGUGUUGUUUUGUUUUUUUUUACCUGCUAACUGCGAAUGUUGCAUUAUCGAGAAUAUCAUGGACUGUGAAUUGAGCGUGGGCCAACAAAACCGAACGUAGCUGUCCUAGCUAGCUAGCUAGCUAGUUAGCUGUCAUCACUGCUAAGAUACCAUAUCAACAAUGCACCUUACAUGAAAAAAAGAAUCCCGAAAAACGCAAAGUAUCAACAUGUCAAAACACGGCUGGACACAGGAUGCAGCCUUACGAAGUAUAUGGAAAGACUGGAGGAGAUUAAAAAAAAUUACAGGUAUCGUAAAGAUGAAAUCUUCAAGCGCUUAAAGGUGACAACAUUUGCACAAUUGAUAGUUCAGGUAGCCUCUGUCUCAGACCUGAAUAUAAGUGAGAAUGACGAUGAAUCACACGGCCCAGAAGACAGUCUGUCAGUGGUGUCUGACGCAGACCUGGAGUGUCUGUCUGAACACACCAACGGCUCCCCACGGCCGUCGCCUCUCUCAGAUCGCCAGGACGCAGGCGACACCAGGGGAGAGUGCUUCUCUGCCAGGUCAACACUUCUAAGCGUUAUCAGUGGCGUGGGAGAGCUGAACCUCGACAGGAGCAGUCAGAAGAUGGAGAACCACGUGUCCAGCCCCGAGCUGGCUGACAGGCCCUACCCCGACUGCCCCUACCUGCUGCUAGACGUACGGGACCGCGAUCAGUACGACCGCUGUCACAUUAUCAGUGCACACAGUUUCCCCAUUGCCACGCUGUCUCGAACAAUGAACCCCUAUACCAAAGAGGUGCUGGAAUAUAAAAAUGCAGCAGGGAAGAUCAUCAUUGUGUAUGAUGAGGAUGAGAGAAUAGCCAGUCAGGCAGCCACCACCAUGUGUGAACGAGGAUUUGAAAAUCUGUUUAUGCUGUCUGGAGGCCUCAAGGUAAUCGCUCAGAAAUUUCCGGAAGGGAUGACGACGGGCUCCCUCCCGCCCUCGUGCCUUUCCUCUCCCACGUCAUCGAAGGGGAAGAGGAGCUCUGAGCAGCAGCAGCAACAGCAGCAGCAGCAGCAGUCGCAGGCAGCAGAGAGGAGGUGGCGGUUUACAUCAGACGAGCUGGCCAAGGUCCAGGAGCAGCUGGAGGACAUACUCAUCCCAAGUAACUCCAACAGCCGCAUGUCAAGCCGCAUGUCGGCCAUCAACUCCCAGUCUAAAGCGUCCGGUGCUCGCAGUCGACAGAGUUCCUCUACCGCUGGCAGGGACAGCGCCAGGGUUCAAAGCAGUAGACCCUGGAAAUAAUCCCACCCACCAUCAACCACACGGAUAUACCUCCAACCCUUAAUCCAUUUACUUCAGGUUACAUCUUUUUGAAAUUACUUUACACACACCUUGGAAAAGUGAUUAACACUACACAACAACAAUGACCGAAAUAUUUGAAACUCUAAUUCGGACCUAAUUAAGACUGGACAACAGAAUGAAAUUUGCAAGUAAAAUAUGGGCAGACCUUUCAGACUCAUCAUUAUACCCCAGUGUUCAUCUUCACUUCUGGCCAUUUAUGUCUGACUGAAGUAUUUUCCCCUGACUGCAGAUUUUGUUCUUAACAUAUUUAAUACAGUGCGUAUAUUUGAA